AUGGCAUCGUUAAAAGUGGCAAGUCUGUGGCUCUUGGUAGCCCUUGCGACAGAACAGGCCACCGGAUUCGGGCUACCGGACGUCCUUGUCAAGGACGUUGUUAUUAUUGGCGGAGGUGCAUCUGGUGCCUACGCUGGCGUCCGACUGCGAAAUGACUUCGGCAAGAGCGUAGCAAUUGUAGAGAUGCAAGACAGACUGGGUGGUAUGGUCAACACUUAUGUUGAUCCUGCUACAGGCAUUCCGUAUGACUACGGUGUUGAGUCCUUCCUGGAUCUAGGCAACGCAACGGGCUUCUUCGAUCGUUUUGGCAUUGAAACGGCCCCUUUAAGUCAAGCAAACGUCACCACCGAAUACAUUGAUUUCAACACUGGGGCGAUUGUUAACCUCACCUUACCCUCCUUCACCGAUGAGUUGGCUGCUUUUCAAAAAUUCAUCGACGUGGUAGAGCCAUGGACGGACUUUUUACAACCAGGCUACUGGAACUUCCCCCAGCCAGCCGAUAUUCCCAAUGAUUUGCUCGUCCCGUAUGGUGAUUUCAUUACUAAAUACGGACUCGAGGAUGCGAUUCCUUUGAUCUAUGAGACAACAGGGCUGGGUCUCGGAAAUAUGACUCAGGCAACGACCAUGUUCGAGCUACAGGCGUUCGGCACAUACAUGGCACAAGCAAUAGUCGGCCAGCUUAACUCCUACCAUCCUGCCACUGGGGGUAAUCAAGCGCUCUACAACGCUAUUGAGAAGGACUUAGGUAAUGAUGUGUUGUACAACAGCACAGUCUUGCAGAGUCUACGUACCACCUGGGGGGUCUUUCUAACGGUCCGAAAUAAUGCCACUGGCCAAAUCACCCUCAUUACUGCCCGACAGCUCCUAGUCGCCAUCGAACCUACUACGCAAAAUAUGGCCCCGUUUGACCUAGACGACAACGAAAAAAAUAUACUUUCAAAGUUUACCUACACCAGGGAGUAUUCUGGCAUUGUCAAUAAUUCGGCCUUUGCCGCACCGAUGUCGUAUGCCAAUAUGGCUGCUGGUGCUGCUCCGGACAACUACCUCGUUUUACCGAAUGCUCCAUUUACAAAUACAAUUAGCUACCUAGGAGGUGAUAACCUCUUUCAUGUUAUCAUUGUCGGUGACGAUACGCUUGAUGAGGCCGGGGCGAAGGCUUUGAUGCAGCUGAAUUUCGAAACGUUACUCAAGGCCGGCAGGCUAAAAGAAUCCUACAAUGGCCAGCAGAUCAACUGGGUUGCAUUCUCAAACCAUGGACCGAUGCACGCGCGUGUGUCUGUAGAAGACGUUCAGGGAGGCUUCUUCCAGGAUCUUAACGCACUGCAGGGACAAAGAUCAACUUGGUGGACAGGAGGCGCCUUCUCUUGUAACUUCCAGACGACCUUGUGGGAGUUUGAUGAAACUCUUAUUCCGAAGAUUAUUGCCAACCUCGAUUGA
Messenger RNA from Talaromyces amestolkiae, 1437 nucleotides. RefSeq lists its product as uncharacterized. Gene Ontology annotation, molecular function: oxidoreductase activity. The record is from RefSeq and is a predicted model, not a curated record. The transcript is spliced from 2 exons. Bases 1 to 1437 code for a protein of 478 amino acids. NCBI's taxonomy places the organism in Eukaryota, Fungi, Ascomycota, Eurotiomycetes, Eurotiales, Trichocomaceae.